Messenger RNA from Antrostomus carolinensis (chuck-will's-widow), 729 nucleotides. RefSeq names its product transmembrane protein 255B (gene TMEM255B). The record is from RefSeq and is a predicted model, not a curated record. The transcript is spliced from 6 exons. Lineage: Eukaryota; Metazoa; Chordata; Aves; Caprimulgiformes; Caprimulgidae. The annotation marks the transcript as partial.
UUAGUAGCCUCCAUUGUGUUUAUCAGCUUUGGCGUGGUAGCAGCCUUCUGUUGUGCAAUAGUUGAUGGAGUGUUUGCAGCACGACACAUAGAACCCAGACCUUUGUAUAACAAAAGGUGCCAGUUUUAUUCAAGUGGAAUAGGAUUCCUAUAUGAUGCCUACCAGACAGAGGUGACUUGUUAUACCUUAAACAGCAAGUGCCAGCUGAAAGUAAAGAGUAACACAUGCUAUUGCUGUGACCUGUACAACUGUGAGAAUUCAGAGCAGUCCUCCAGCUACUAUGAAUUUCUCGGCGUGAGCAGCUGUCAAGAUGUGGUUCACCUGUAUAGGCUGCUGUGGUCCUCCACAGUCCUCAACAUCAUCGGGUUGUUUCUGGGGAUUAUUACAGCAGCCAUUCUUGGGGCAUUUAAAGACAUGGUACCUCUGUCCCAAAUGGCUUUCAGUGCUGCCGCUCCUCCUCAGAUCCUGUACAAUCCUGCCCAGCAGAUCCUGACAUACGCUGGGUUCUGUCCUUCUGCAGCAACUAUUUCUACAUAUCCAUCCUACCCAUUACCUCUUCAGCCUGCCAGCAAUUUUCCAGGAACAUCAUCUACUGACAUUUCUCUAUCAGAAGAAACUCAGCCUCCAUCUCAGUCCAGCUCCAGCUAUGGCCUUCCCCCCAAUGCUCCAGCCCUCUAUACACCGACUUACUUCUUGCCUGGAGAAAAGCCUCCACCAUAUGCACCAUAG